UCUAUGUUUAUGAGAAUCGUGAAACAAAAUGGCGGAGGAGCUUGUCAAUGUUUAGUUGUCAAAAUAGUCUCAAAUAUCGCUCCCUCGUCUUUGUGAUAUCGUAAAUUUUUCAUGAAAUAGUUUAAAAAUCGGCAUUUAGCCAUUUUUAUUUAAAUGGUGUCGUAGAUUAUAUGAAGUGAUGACUAUUUUUCUGAAAUAUUAAGUGAGAUUAAUUUAGAAAUCAUUCGCAUUGUCACUAUACACUCACCAAAUCGCUUCAUUCAAUAUGGCCGCCGGAUUGUAUUUUUCUCUGCAUUGUUUGUGGCGGUGUUCGUUUUUAGAUGUUCUGUGGUAUUUAUUCAGAUAAAUGCAAUGAUUUGUGUUGUGGACAUCUUGUAAAUAAUCAGUUAUGAUAUGUUUAAGAACAUUUUUGUGACAAUUACAUAUUUUUAAAAUUGUGAUAAUAAUUAUUAUUAGUGGGCUUCGGAAGUGUAAAGUGCAUUUAAUUCAGAUUGAAAAGAAGAUUAGUGUUAUUUCUCGCAAUGUCACAACAUGAGCGGUUGCGAUGAUCCGGACUCAGCACAUAAUUCUAGUUCAACCUUGCAACUCAUGGGUGUGGAACGCACGAUCGCGGCUGGGGGUGCAGGGGCCGCGGGCGGCGGCGAAGGCGGCGGCGGCGCCCUCAAUGGCGGCGCCGAUGAGCCGCCCUGCAAGCGGCCCAAACUCGCCGUCGCCGCCGCCGUCGCCGCCGACGACGCGUCUGCGCUGCGCCGCCGCAUUCUCGAGGCCGAGCUUUCGCGCCUUAGAAACCUUCGGGAGAAGUUCACCGAACAGCUGAGCGAGCUGUACUUCCUGCAGGCAGGCGGCAACAUGAUGGACUACGUGGCGUGGCGGAAACGACCGCCGACCGCGCAACUGGUCGCAUUCCUGGAAACCCGUCGUCCGCCCCCUAUCGCGGUUUCGGUGGCGCCAGCCGUGUCGGUGCCUGCCCCCGUGGUUCGAAGCUCUGCGGCGGUGGCGACGACUACGACGACGGCGGUGAGCGCGUCCAGCGCGCCGGUGGUGUCGACGGGGGCGGCGGCGACGGUGGGGACAGCGGACGAGAUGGUGGAGAAGGCGAAGCAGGAGGCGUACGUGGCGUCCCGCGUGGCCGAGCUGGCGCGCGCCGGCCUGUGGCCCGAGCGACGUCUGCCGCGCGUCAUGGAGCCGCCGCGGCCCAAGACCCACUGGGACUACUUGCUAGAGGAGAUGGCUUGGCUCGCGCAAGAUUUCGCACAUGAACGCAAAUGGAAGAAACAGGCGGCUAAGAAGUGUGCUCGUGCUGUGCAGAAAUAUUUCCAAGAUAAAGCAAUGGCGGCACAGAAAGCUGAGAAAGCGCAGGAAUUACAGUUGAAGAAAAUUGCGGCGUUCGCAGCCAAAGAAAUAAGAACAUUCUGGUCAAACGUAGAAAAAUUAGUCGAAUGGAAACGAGUGAGGCGCAUAGAGCGCGCACGGAAAGAGGCAUUAGACGAGCAACUGAGCUACAUAGUGGACAAAACGGAACGGUACUCGAGGCAACUCGCCGCCAAUCUGGCGCGGCCCGCGGACGCGCCCUCCGAUGACGAAUUUCAGCCGCGCGGCGCCUCCGACGACGACGAGGAGACCAUCGCCGCCGCCGAGCGCGAGGCGGGCGCCGACGCCGCCGACCACCGCGACGAGAUCGAGGCGCUGCGCCGCGAGUCGCGCCUCGCGCUCGCCGACCUGCUGCCGCCCGGCUACCUGCCCGCGCACUCGCCGCCGCCCUCCGACUACGGGCCCGACGACGACGACUCCGCCGACGACGAGGAGACCAUCGCCGAGCAGGAGCGCGCCGAACCGCCCGGCCACCACGCCGCCGAGCUCGACGCGCUGCGCUCCGACGCCGAGCUCGACAUCGCCGAGCUGCGCCGCAAGUACGCGCCCGCGCCCGCGCUCGCCGCCUCCGUGCGCUCCGCCACGCCCUCCACCGACAACGAGGACGGCGACGGCGACGGCGACGGCGACGACGAUCAAACCGACGCCGGCACGGAGGAUUCCUCCGACGACGCGGCGUCGACGAGCUCGUCGGAGGCUCUGGAGGCGCUGGUGGAGGACGCGGAGAUGGGCGAGGCGGGGCCGGCCGCGGGCGCGGGCGCAGGCGAGGACGCGGCGACGGGCGAGCAGCGCGUGGAGGCGGCCGCGUCGCUGGCGGCCACGCUGCAGCCCACGGGCACCACGCUGUCCUCCACCGCCGUGGCCACGCCCGUGCCGCGCCUGCUGCGCCACCCGCUGCGCGAGUACCAGCACGUGGGGCUGCACUGGCUCGCCACCAUGCACGCGCGCCGCCUCAACGGCAUCCUCGCCGACGAGAUGGGGCUCGGCAAGACCAUCCAGACCAUCGCGCUGUUGGCGCACCUGGCGCUCGAGCACCGCGACUGGGGGCCGCAUCUGGUCGUCGCGCCCACCUCGGUCGUCCUCAACUGGGAGAUGGAGUUCAAGAAGUGGUGCCCCGCGUUCAAGUUGCUCACCUACUACGGCACGAUCAAGGAGCGCAAGCUGAAGCGCGUCGGCUGGACGAAGCCGAAUUCGUUCCACGUGUGCAUCACCUCGUACAAGCUGGUCGUGCAGGACCACCAGAGCUUCCGGCGGAAGAGGUGGAAAUAUUUGAUUCUCGACGAGGCGCAGAACAUAAAGAACUUCAAGUCGCAGCGGUGGCAGAUGUUGCUCAACUUCCAAACGGAGCGGCGGCUGCUGUUGACGGGCACGCCUUUGCAGAACAGUCUGCUCGAGUUGUGGUCGCUGAUGCAUUUCCUGAUGCCGGACGUGUUCGCGUCGCACUCGGAGUUCCGCGAGUGGUUCGGCGACGUGACCGGCAUCGCGGACGGCUCGCACCGCUACAACGACGCGCUCGUGCGCCGCCUCCACGAGGUGCUGCGCCCCUUCCUCCUGCGCCGCCUCAAGGCCGACGUGGAGCGCCAGAUGCCGCGCAAGUACGAGCACGUGCUCAUGUGCCGCCUCGCCAAGCGGCAGCGCUUCCUCUACGACGACUUCAUGGCGCGCGCCAAGACCAAGGAGAGCCUCGCGUCCGGCAACCUGCUGAGCGUGAUCAACGUGCUGAUGCAGCUGCGCAAGGUGUGCAACCACCCGGACCUGUUCGAGCCGCGGCCGGUGUCGUCGCCGCUGCAGCUGGCGGCGCUGCGGCUCGCGGUGCCGGCGCUGGUGCUGGGCGCGGGCGUGGCCGCGCGGAUCGAGGCGGCGGCGCGGCUGGGCGGCGACCUCGCCUCGCUCGAGCUCAGCGGCGUCGGCGCCUUCCCCGCGCACCGCGCCCGACACCUGGCUCCCCCGCGCGCGCUGCUCGAGGAGCUCAAGCCUGCGCCUGCGCCUGCGCCGCCCCCGCCGCCACCUCCCGCGGCGCUGCGCCUGCACCUGCGCUUGGUGCCUCGGCGCGCGCCCGGGCUGCCCGGCGCCGCGCUGCCUCCGCUGGCGCCCCCCUCCCGGCCCGCGCCCGCGCCCGCACAGGCCGCGCCGGCUCCCGCGGCUCCCGCGGCCCGGGCGGCGGCGGCGCGGCUGGCGGCGCGGCGCGCGCACGCGGUGCGGCGCCUGGCGGCGGUGAACGAGCGGCGGUGCUGGCGGCUGCCGCUGUACGGCGCGGACCUGCGCGCGGCGCUGCAGGCGCGCGCCCCGCUCCCGACGCACCCGCCCCCGCCGACGCUGCGAGACAUGCUGCAUCGCCUGCACGACGUCAUCGACAGGUUCAGCAUGUGCUGGUCGGCGGCGCGCGCGGCGGCCCCGCAGCUGUGGGCGGGGGCCGGGGGCGGGCACCGGGACUGGCGCGCGGCCGCCGCCGCUGCCGAGGGCGGGCCCGCGGCCGGCGCGGCCAGGCUGCUGCUGACCGCGCUGCACGCGCCCGCGUCCCGCCAGGCCGUCGCCUUCCCGCACCCGCGCCUGCUGCAGUACGACGCCGGCAAACUGCAGACGCUGGACGUGCUGCUGCGCAAGCUGAAGGCGGGCGGGCACCGCGUGCUGAUCUUCACGCAGAUGACGCGCGUGCUGGACGUGCUGGAGGCGUUCCUGUCCAUGCACGGACACACCUACCUGCGGCUCGACGGAGCCACGCGCGUCGACCAGCGCCAGCCCCUCGUCGAUAGGUUCAACGGCGACGCGCGCGUGUUCGCGUUCAUCCUGUCGACGCGCAGCGGGGGCGUGGGCCUGAACCUGACGGGCGCGGACGCGGUGGUGUUCUACGACUCGGACUGGAACCCCACCAUGGACGCGCAGGCGCAGGACCGCGCGCACCGCAUCGGGCAGACGCGCGACGUGCACGUCUACCGGCUCGUCACCGCCGCCAGCGUCGAGGAGAACAUCCUGCGCAAGGCCGACCAGAAGCGGGCGCUGGGGCACCUCGCCAUCGACACCGGACACUUCACCACCGGCUAUCUGCGCGCGUCGAAUAUAAAGGAGUUGUUCGGCACGGAGACGUCCACGACGACGGACGCGGCGGACGCUGCCCCAGCGGACAGCGGCCCCGCCAGCGGCGAGCUGGAAACCGCGCUACUGGCGGCCGAGGACGAAGCCGACGCGGCCGCGGCCCGCGCCGCCCGACACGAGGCCAGCCUCGACCUGGCGGAGUUCGACGAGACUGCGCCGCCCCCGCUGCCGGCCGACUCCACGCCCGCGCCCCGGGGACAGGACAGGGACGAGCUGGCCGCGCUCAUGACGCAGUUGACGCCGGUGGAGAAGUACGCGAUGCGCGUAGUGGAGAGCGGCGAGGCCGCCACCGCCGCCGAGCGGGCCGCGCUCGACGCCAUGCGCCGCCAGCUGCAAGAGUGGGAGGCGGCGCGCCGGGAGCUGAGGGAGGCGUCGCCGCCCCCCGACACUCCGGACACUCCUACGCCCAUGGACCACGAUCUCACGUACAGUCGAGAAGACGCGCGAGCACAGGUAUGGGUGAGCGAAACCGGACCAGACGAAAGGAUGCCGAUGUGGUGUCCGCCGACGCCGCCGUCCGGCGACGGCGACGUGUACUGCGAGAGCUGGACGCGCGCCCUGUACCGGCGCGGCGCCGCCCCCGAGCACGCGCUGCCCGCCCCCGCCCGCCGGGAGCGCGCGCCCCGCCCGCCCCGCGCCCGGCCCGCGCCCCGCGCGCCCCUCGCGCCGCCCUCGCUGUUCGAGCGCGCCGGGCCCCGCCCUCGGCCGCGGCCCCGGCCCGCGCACGCGGCGCCCGCGCCCCCCGCGCCCGACUGGGCGCCCGCCGAGGACGCGGCGCUGCGGCGCGCGCUCCGCCUGCAGCGCCUGCCGCCCGACCCGCCCGCCGCCCUCGCGCCCAACUGGGAGUGGGUCGGCGAGCUGGUGCACGAGGCGGCGCGCGCGCACCGCUCGUCGCGCGCCUGCCGCGACCGCCACGACGCGCUCGCCGACCCGGACCGCGCGCGACGCAAGCACCGCCGCGCCGCCGCCGCCGCCGCCGCCGCCGCCGCCAACGCCGCGCGACGCCGCGCGCCCGACGACGCGCCGCGCCCGCCGCUCGCGCGCCUCGACGCCAUGCGCGACGCGGCCGAGCGCCGCCGCGCCGCGCCCAAGCGACCCAAGCACCCGCCCGCCACCAACCCCAAGCACGCGGCGCUGCUCGCCGACCACGGCGUCGACUACGACGCGCCGCCCUCGCCCAUGGAGGUGGCCACGCGCCGCGCCGACCGCAUCGCCAAGGAGAAGAUGAAGGCGGGCGCCGCCCAGCCGCCCGCGGCCGCCGCGUCUCCCGCGCCGGCGAGCGCUGCGGGCGCGGGCGCGGGCGCGGGCGCGGGCGCGGGCGCGACGCAGCGCGUGGUGGUGGCGGCGCACGCGCACCACGCGCCCGGCAAGCAGGAGGCGGCGCGCCGGCCGCGCGCGCCCGUUCCCUCGUCCGCACCCGCCUCCGUUCCCGCGCCCGGCGCCGGUGCCGGUGCCGGUGCCGGCGAGGCGGUGCGCGCGGCGACCCCGACGGUGGCGGCGGUGUCGGCGGCGCCCACGCAGCUGCUGUACCGGCACCAGACGCUGGCGGCGCGCCAUCAUCUCAAAAUUCUACACCACGCCGCCGCUACCCAUGCCCAGGUGCGCGCGUCGUCGGCCGCCGGUGGGGCCGGCGAGGGCGCGGGCACGGCGCUGCGCACGCUGCACCUGCAACAGCUGGCGCUGCGUCGCGCCCCCCCGGCGGCGACUCCGCCGGCGCCCCCCCCCGCGCCCCGCGUGCUGCAGGCGGCGCGCAACCAGCCCCGGCCGCACCACGUGCUGCUCACUCACCUCGCUCCCGCCGUGUCCGCACCCGCCACCGCCGCCGCCGCCACCGCCGCCGCCGCGCCCGCGACCUCCACCGCCAACGCCGCGCCCGCCUCAGCACCCGCGCCGAGACCGCCCGACCCCAGACAAUAAAUCGUUUUAUAACUCG
This is a messenger RNA of Chilo suppressalis (striped riceborer), 6397 nucleotides long. The record is from the annotation of a GenBank genome assembly. Lineage: Eukaryota; Metazoa; Arthropoda; Insecta; Lepidoptera; Crambidae.